CUUUCCUUCUAUUUCUGUAUCUUCGGAAAAACUAUAGGGUUCUUUAGUUGCCCCUCCAUUCUCCAAGCUCUUAAACAUGGCGCUUUCUGUGAUUCUCUUGCUAUUCUCUCAGCUGCUAUUGCUUCAAACUCAUACCCCUUUGGCUUUACCUUCCACUCUACAAGGUAAUGAAGAACUCAAUGCUCUCGGUCGUCCGCAUAACAAAGUCUUCCAUCCAUCAUCUAAUUCCUGCAUCUUUAGGCAUUAUCAAGAUCCGUUGACGCUUGCGCCCUGCGAACAAUGUGAUUCCUGGAAUUACACUCCACAGAAGUUCUUGGAAGUGGUAGGAACUUAUUACUGCCUGAAAGCAGUUGGAGCUUCUCUUCCUGCCAAGCUUAGUAUUUCAUGCGAUGUCUCGGAUUCCCAAUGGACUCCAUUAUCUGGAUCACAGACCACUCAUCUUUCGACGCAGCUUGAGGAUGGAACUGUUCUUUGCUUGGAUGUUGAUGAUGAAAACAACAUAGUCACCAACCCUUGCAGAAGUUUCAGCAGUGAUGCCAAAGCUGCUAAUGGUGACAGCCAGUGGUUUCAGAUUAGUACAUUCAGUUACAAUAAGGAUUAGGGGAUAAAUAUAGUGUUCAUUAUUAUGUAUUUUAAGUAUUAACUGAGCACUCGCUGAUAAUUACCAUGUAAAUUCACAAUGUAAAUUCACAGCUUUUAGAAUGUUAUAAGUAUGUUUGAUGAAUAAAUGUCUUUCUAUGGAACAGUUGUAAAAGUUUUUGCCAUCUUUCUCGUC
This is a messenger RNA of Dendrobium catenatum, 775 nucleotides long. RefSeq lists its product as uncharacterized. The record is from RefSeq and is a predicted model, not a curated record. The coding region runs from base 77 to 601 and encodes 174 amino acids. The transcript has 2 exons. NCBI's taxonomy places the organism in Eukaryota, Viridiplantae, Streptophyta, Magnoliopsida, Asparagales, Orchidaceae.